AUGUCCCCAAACGGGCCGAAGUACCUGCUACUCCUCACACUUCCCAACCCGCGCUGCCACUACCACCCAGAGAUCGACUGUUCACGCCGCUGCUCGACCCUCUCCGAAGCGAACGCCCUCUGCACCGAAACCGUCCACCAGAUCACUAGAAGUGGUAGAUUUCGUGCUAGUAGCUUGACGCACAACUCUUACGAUCUCGAUGGCUUAACCCACUGGAUCAUCUCGUGGCCAAACGGCUAUAUCCGCGUAUCCGUAGUCAAAAUGCCACAUCAUGGCCACAGUGGUGAGGUCGAAGCGCCUGUAGGAGAGCAAGGAGAAGGAUAUGUGGUGCUGACGCUUAAACAAACGAGAUAUGAUACUGGAAGAGAGAACGAGUGCCAUGUCCUCGGCUGCUAUUCGGACUACGCGAGCGCGCGGAAGGACAUGGAGUCGGAGGGCCUAGAGUACUACGAGGCGAUGAAGAACGAGGGAGAAUAUCAUUGCGCGAAUCUGGAUACGCAUGGACUUGGGCGUCGUGGAUGCGUAGUUUGGAAAACGGGUCCAAGGCAACUGGCUCAUUUCGAUGUUGUGGAGGUGGGUGGUGGCAUCAUAGACCCGUUCGCGGACGGAGAGGAUCCACACGCGUACCUUUCCGGAAGUGACGAUGAGCAGAUGGCGGACUCCGAUGGCGGGGUCGAGGAAAGCGAUUCAGAUUCCGCAGCAACACAAGACUCCAACUUGCUAGAGGAUGAUCGGUCUCGUACCCCCGCUCGUCACACAUGCCACACUAGCGGUCUCAAACCGCCAAGCACCAUUCCAUCGACCGUCUACGUCGUCCUCGCAACAUACUCCUCGGCCCCACUCCUCCCACAGACCUGUGCAUGCGUUUUCUAUCCCGACACCCGCUCUGCAAACCGCUUCUGCACCACCAGGGCCACGGAAAUUGGGUCCAGCCGCUUGGGCGAAGGUAGUGGCGCCCAUCCAGUCUACUCACACGAAGAUGGCGUGGACUCCUAUUCCAUCUCCAGCAGGCAAUAUCUGGACAGUGUGUUUGUCCGUCCAAUACCGAGAGGAAACGCAGAAAGGAUCUGGGACCCGUAUAACGUACUUUACGUGGUAUUCGAAGAGACUGAGGUGCACCAAGCGCAGCAGGGAGAAGAGGUACAGGAAGAGAAAAGAAUUAUGGACUUGGGCUGGUACACACGAAAGGACGACACAGAGAGGAUUGUGGAGAGGGAAAGAGCCGCCAUGGAAGAGAUAGUGCGGAUUGGUGAGUUAUACCAUGUGCCGAGGUUUUCGCCAGAGUGCUAUGGGGGUAAUCACUCGGCCGACUGCGAGGUUUGGGACAUGAGCGAGGAGAAAAGACGGUAUGUUUGCUUCGAUAUUUGGGAAGUGAGAAGAGGGGACGAGUUCGCGGAGGAAGGGCUAAGCCCAGGGCAUGAACCAGUUCCUCCUCUAGAGCCGGAAGGUAUUGAUCUUAGCUGGGGCCAUAGUGUUGGAGCGGUAGCAGGAGACAGUUCUUCAGAUGGCCUGGACAAGCUCUUGGAUGACGCUCAGGCUCUGGGUCAUUUGUAG
Trematosphaeria pertusa is the source of this 1554-nucleotide messenger RNA. RefSeq lists its product as uncharacterized. The transcript has a single exon. The record is from RefSeq and is a predicted model, not a curated record. The coding region runs from base 1 to 1554 and encodes 517 amino acids. NCBI's taxonomy places the organism in Eukaryota, Fungi, Ascomycota, Dothideomycetes, Pleosporales, Trematosphaeriaceae.